Molecule: messenger RNA, 1758 nt
Organism: Boeremia exigua
Lineage: Eukaryota; Fungi; Ascomycota; Dothideomycetes; Pleosporales; Didymellaceae
Exons: 4
Coding region: 152-1339 (395 amino acids)
Source: RefSeq, a predicted model, not a curated record
GCGACGGUCACCCAGCAACGUCAGAGGCAGCUGCUUUCACCCCGAUUUCUUAGACGGUUUAUUGCUCCGCCGCCGUUUCCACCUCGAGCUCGGCAACACCACAACACCUCAACACACGACACGCGACUUGUGAGCCACGACGACAAGUAUCAUGCCGUACAUGAGGGAGUCAACCGUGAAAGCGGCGGGGCUCUCUUGGGAUAGUUUCCCAGCGCCCACGCCCGAGGCUGCAACCUGGCAGCCCGAUCCAGAGAGCGUGCCCGGGACGGGCAGGCUGCCAGACCCGCGGUUUGACAGAUACCUCCCUACUGACCGACAGAGGCAGGCGCUCAAGCGUGAGAGGCUUCUUACCGAUGGGCUUACUGGAAGCGUCAGUAAUGGCUCGCUCACAACGGCUAACUCCACACGUGUGGGUAACUGGCCGGCACCUAUGCCGCGCGCGCACUACUUGCCUCGUGCUUCUGCACCAGGUCCCAGUAUUGAACAGUCUACAUCUACGACGCCCAGUACGCCUCCUCCAGCCAACGAAUCACUCCAGACUUCCCGAGUGGUAUCGAAAAUAGCAGCAAUGCCAGAUCUUAAGGUCGGCUCAAGUAUCCAGCGUGCUAAUCAAAUCACUGAGACCACCCCUCCAGUCAACAAACCACUCCAGACGUCCCAAAUGGUAUCGGAAACAGCAGCAAUGCCAGAUCUCAAGACCGGAUCAAGUGUUAAGCUUGCUAAUCAGAUCAAUGAGAAGAUAUCACGGUUCCAGGCUCCCCUUGACCGGCCCGUAUCGCGCCCAGCAACCUCGACGUCGCGAGAUUCUGAGUCCACAGGAACGACGUCUGUUCCUUCCUGGGCUCUCCCGCUAGCACAUCUUCUAGAAGACUCACCUCCAAAGGUUUCUUUACCAAGCCACCGUCGAGAUAAACCUGUUACGUUGACCUCGAUGUCGACACCGCCUCAUCUUCGCGACCAAGUGCAUGCGGUGAAUAUCAUAGCAGCAAAGACUAUGGAAGACUCAGACCAAGAGCAUUCCAUUGGCAUAGCUCAUGACAGCUCAUCAAGCCCUGAGGAUGGCACUCGGCCCACCCAGAUGGCGAAGGACGUCAAGACACACCUGACCUUGCUCGAGAGCUUGAUCCCAGAAAAGCCUAUUCGCACGUCACAGAGUCACCAACGCUUCCUCCACACCAAACUCAUAAACUUCAUGGAAGACGAGAUGGACAUGCACAAGCGCACAACGCGCCGCGAGCUGCAAAAACUGAGCGAUGAGGAGUUUGCAAGCUUCUUUAACGAGAUCGUGUCCAAGCAUGAGUCUGUUUGGGCUCUUCAGCAGAAGCAUGGGCAGGAUUGAAAAGAUGCUUCCAGAGACACCUCGAGCCAUCUUUCAGCAGAGAGGAGUAGUACUUCAUACAGAUGACUGGCUCAACUACAGCUAGCGUCUAACCCCACCCUUCCAUUUGAGUUGUCCAAUCUCAAUCUGCGCUCGUCUACACUCUGGAAGCAUGUUCACUGAAGCGUGGACUACAUCCAGAUGAAAGUGUGUCGGUGCGGUCCAGCUUUGUUACGCUGCCUGUGCGCUACAAGCGUUUCAAAGGCACAAAUUGCUGACUGGCUGGAAUUGAUUUGAUUUUAAAAAUUUGAUUCUUUGGGGCAAAAGCAGCGCUGGAUACUUCACAGAACAGAACAAAGAUAUGGUUUCACGCGCUCUUUGUUCCCAUUUCGUCUAGCUUUGAGAACUUAUAAACGCCAAUGCGAAACAACCAUUCAUGC